AUGAAUGCCGCGGGUCUUAAUUUACUAAAAUUUGAUCACGUAAAAAAUUCCAGAAAAUCUCCGGAAAUACAGCGAAACGAAUGUGGGAGACCUUUAUGGCAUUUUGGAUUAUAUUUAUAUGUUAUUAGUCAACUUGUAGGAAGUACUGUUGCAUUGAAUUUCCUUAAAGCCCAAUGGGUAGCACCUCUUGGCUCGAUAUCACUUAUCUUUAAUUUCAUAUUUGCACGAAUGUUUGUGGGGACACGAAUUACGAGGAAAGACAUUAUUGGAACUUUUGUUGUUAUAAUUAGUGUAAUAUGGAUCGUAAUAUUUGGUGGAAUGAAUACAGAUGAAGACGAUGAAAAUCUUACUUUGGAAAAGCUAAAGUCAUUGAUGACGCGCCCACUUUUUAUUUUAUAUUUUUCAUUCCUUGACAUUUUGACAUUUGGAUCAUUUUGGAUUGCUCUAUAUUGUUAUUGGAUCCUCAAAAAUGAAAAUAGAAAGAUGAGAAAUAAAAUUUUCAAAGGAAUUGAUUCAUCCAGAUUAAAAAAAAUGGUAGGAAUGACCAUGGCAGGAGUUGGAGGGUUAAUUGCAAGUCAAACAUUACUUUUGGCAAAAAGCGGUGUCAAGCUUUUUUAUAUAUCAAUCACUGUUUCUAAUCAAUUUACCGAUAUGUUAAGUUGGUUUAUUCUUGUUUUUCUUGGGGUAACAGCUGUGCUUCAGGUAUAUUGUCUUAAUACCGCCUUAAAGUUGCACGAUUCUGUAUUAGUUGUUCCUAUGUUUUAUGGAUUUUAUACUGCUAUGGGUCUUGUAAACUCUAUAAUUUAUUUAAAUGAAAUAGGAUCUUAUCCUGGUUGGGCUCUUAUAUUAGUAACAUUGGGAAUUGGAACAUUAGUAUAUGGUGUUUGUAUGUUAAGUGCAGCGAAGGAAGAUCUUACAAUAAUAACAGAUGAAUUUGACUUUGAUGAUAACAAUAUGCUUGGAAUUGGUGGAUGGGAUACUGUUAGUACUGGAGGUGCAAGUAGUACUAUAGGUUCUGAAAUAGGAAUAUUAUAUAAACAAAAUUCCAAUAAUACGGAAAGUCGAUUUGGAGACGGAAGAAUAUUUUCAUUUUCAAAUAAAUUUAGUGGAAGCUUAAAACCUGGAUUUUUUAAGAUGACUAGAUUGAAAAGUAAAAGUAACAAAUUAGAAUUUCGAGAUGACAUAAAAGAAUCUCAAAAUUUAAGUUUAGAAAAUUCAUCAACGCCUCAUAUUAUAAUUGAUCAGGAUGAAUUUUCAGAUGAUGAAUUCAUAACACAAACAAUGGUUCCAAUUAGUUCACCACCGGAAGCCGCAACAACAAAUGAUUUAUUAUUGUUUUCACCAAGAUUGCCUCAACAGGAUGCAAAUAAGAAGGUUGAAAAGAAAGAUUCAUCUUCAUUAAUACCAAAAAAUCAAAACUUGGAUAAAACAUAUGAAGAUGAAGUGGAAUCAGUAACAUACGCAAGAAGUUAUUAUAAUUUAUUACAAACGAAUGAGAAAUUAAUCGGGAAAUGA
Diversispora eburnea is the source of this 1515-nucleotide messenger RNA. The record is from the annotation of a GenBank genome assembly. Lineage: Eukaryota; Fungi; Glomeromycota; Glomeromycetes; Diversisporales; Diversisporaceae.